UGUGGGCGUGCGUGUGUGUCCUGGGGCUACAGAAAGUUCUAGUUUGCCACGUCACACACGUUCACUUUUUACGUUUUUAUUGUCAACCUAUAGGCUGCUGUGAUAAUUUAAGGUUCAUAGGAUGUCAGCAAAAUAGGUAUUCUUUUUAUUAUUUGUGGGGUUGGUUCUUAGGUGUUUUUUGCCACUAUAUUAAAAAAAUACGCCGUGAGCCCUGCCCCUUGUUGUCAUAGUAACCUAACAACAUGAUGGCAACACUGACUCACUUUAAUUCUUGAAUUUUGGGUGGUAUAAUGCCUAAUAGGCCACGCUUCUUCACACCUGCUCAGGUGGCGGCUCACAACACAGCGGCUGACCUUUGGGUGUCCUUCCUGGGCAAAGUGUGUGACCUGACUCCCCUAGUAAAGCAGCACGAGGGUGAUGUUUUGCUGCUGCCCAUCAUGGAGUUUGCAGGCAAGGACAUCAGCAGCUGGUUCGACCCCGAGACCGAAGACGUGUUGACGUUCGUCCACCCACUGACAGACUGUGUGAGCUACUACACGCCGCGGGGUCGCUUCGUGCACAUUCCGCCGGCCGGGCCGCGCUCCGACUGGGCCAGCGACAUCGAACCGGCCUGGUGGAAGGACCGGUGCUACGAGGUGGGACGGCUGUCCGCCAAGACCAGAUGGAUACGCGUCAUCAACACGCUGACUUCGCAAGAGCAACGGCUGGAGGUGUGUUCUGAGGAGACUCUAGCGGAGAUCCUGGAGCGCUACCUGCCGUACAACUCGCACGCCUGCAGCUAUACGUGGAAACACAACGGUGCCAGCCUGGAUAUGAGCAAGACCCUAAGUGAGAACAACGUCCCGGACGAUGAUUUCAAGCUCCAGAAGCUACGUCUCGACUGCGAUCUCUUCACGCCCGCCAUCCUUCUUCACUUCAACGACGACCUCACUGAAGGGUGAAUGCCACCGCCAAUCUUUUGUCAUUUUACACGUCGUGUCGUACAAUCUCAAUUUGUGUUGGACCAAAACAUGUCAUGUUCCCACAAUGCCAUGCUGUAUCAUACAAUUGCAUGUUAUAUUAUUGUCAUGUCGUAUCAUGUCAUGUAUUGUUGUCAAGUAAUUCAUUGCUAUGUUUUGGGAUAUCAACGCCAUGUUGUGUUGGGAGGGAAGACCUACCGUAGUUAUGCUAAUAAAGUACGUUUAGGUAAA
This is a messenger RNA of Hippocampus zosterae (dwarf seahorse), 1190 nucleotides long. Its product is annotated as cytochrome b5 domain-containing protein 1. Lineage: Eukaryota; Metazoa; Chordata; Actinopteri; Syngnathiformes; Syngnathidae. The transcript is spliced from 4 exons. The coding region runs from base 291 to 941 and encodes 216 amino acids. The record is from RefSeq and is a predicted model, not a curated record.